Molecule: messenger RNA, 750 nt
Organism: Neolamprologus brichardi
Lineage: Eukaryota; Metazoa; Chordata; Actinopteri; Cichliformes; Cichlidae
Product: TLC domain-containing protein 2-like
Biological process (GO): membrane assembly; plasma membrane organization; regulation of membrane lipid distribution
Cellular component (GO): plasma membrane
Source: RefSeq, a predicted model, not a curated record
AUGGAUUUGAAAUCAACACUUCUGCUCACUGGAGGCUCUGCCGGCUCUUUCAAACUGCUCAAUGCAGUCAUCAGAGUCCUGCCAACACCGCAGCCGGCACAGAGGAAAGCCUGGAAAUGGAGGAAUGUCAGCACGUCGUUAGCUCACAGCUGCCUGACAGGAGCGGGGGCUGUUUUAUGCUUUUACCGUCACCCUCAGAUGAUGGAGGACCUGAUCUCCUUUUGCUCCCUGCACUCCCACAGUCUUGUAGCUGUAUCCACAGGGUAUUUUAUCCACGACUUCCUAGACAUGGCCUUGAACCAGCCCUUCAAACAGUCCUGGGAUCUACUCCUCCACCACUCUUUGGUGAUCUCAUGCUUCGGUUUGGCUGUGACGUCCCGCCUCUAUCUAGGUUUUGCAGUGAUGUCUCUGCUGGUAGAGAUCAACUCUGUUUUCCUUCAUCUCAGACAGCUCCUCGUCCUCUCAGGAUGGAGGAACAAGCCAGGCACUGAACUCACCGCCCCUCAGCCCUCUCUCGCCUACAGCAUCACCAGCUGGCUCAACCUGGGAACGUUUCUGUUGUUUCGUGCCUGCACGCUGGGCUGGAUGAGCCGCUGGCUGGCCCGUCACAGUGAACACAUUCCUCGUUAUGUCCUGAUGAUGGGGGCCGCCGGCCUGAGUCUCAUCUCCACCAUGAACGUGGCGAUGUUUUAUAAAAUGUUUAAAGUGGAUAUCCUCAAAAACAUGCGCAAUACCACUGAGAACCACUAG